Messenger RNA from Pseudomassariella vexata, 822 nucleotides. Its product is annotated as Manganese/iron superoxide dismutase. NCBI's taxonomy places the organism in Eukaryota, Fungi, Ascomycota, Sordariomycetes, Amphisphaeriales, Pseudomassariaceae. Gene Ontology annotation, biological process: superoxide metabolic process. The record is from RefSeq and is a predicted model, not a curated record. Bases 1 to 822 code for a protein of 273 amino acids. Gene Ontology annotation, molecular function: metal ion binding; superoxide dismutase activity. The transcript is spliced from 2 exons.
AUGCCACACGCCAUUCCCGUUCCUGUAUCAGGGCUUACAGGAGCAGCAAACGGUAUUCCGGGCUUGUUCUCGCGCGAAAGCUUCCACCUCCUGUGGACCGAGUACCAGACGUUUGUGAUAGAGCGGCUCAACCAGCUGAUAGUUGGCACCCAAUACGAGCAUAUGGAACCGUUACGAAUCCUUAAGCAGACUGCGCGCGAGCCGUCGCUGGCCCCCGUCUUCAACUACGCCUCCAUGGCACAUAACAACCACUUCUUCGUUAACACCCUCAACCCGGACUCCGAAGAGAACAAGCCGAUGGAGGUGCCUUCGAAACUCAAGCUGCAGCUCGAGGCCCAGUUCAGCUCCAUGGAGACGCUACGCCGCGAGAUGAUCCUCACCGCCUCGACCAUGUUCGGCCCGGGCUUCGUCUGGCUCGUCAAGAACCAUAAGAGCUCCCAGUACCGCAUCCUCACAACGUACCUCGCCGGGUCGCCCUACAGUGAGGCCCAUUGGAGACGCCAGGGGAUCGACAUGAACACGGCGCCGGGGCCGACGAGCGCCGACGACAACGCCACGACAGGGGAGUACCUCGAACGCCAGAAGCUGGGCUCGGGAGCGUCCCACGGCUCAAAGUGGAGCAAGGACGAGGCGCCCGGUGGCAUCACCGUCAUCCCGCUGCUGUGCGUCAACACGUGGGAGCACGUAUGGCUACGUGACUACGGCGUGGGUACCGGAGGGCGUGGUGGCAAGCGUCUAUACCUGGAAAACUGGUGGAACUCGAUCGACUGGAACAAGGUGGCCGAUGCUGCGCAGGUCCACGGCAAGUCUCUGAAGCUGUAA